UUUAAAUGCUGUUUGGCGCAGCAGGCACACCACGAAAUGGAGACACCGGGGCCAGGAAUUUGCUUGGAUGCGCCGGAUUCGGGGUUGAUGAGGUACGAAGUGGAUGGAAUGAAGCAGGCGGAGGUGCUUGGCAGUGGGGAGGUGAAUGUGGAGAGUAAGGAACGGGAAACGACGCCCGCGGACGUCAGGAGAAUUGCUGCGGAUCCACUGCCGGAGGCCGUGGACGCGGUACAUCGAGACAUGGUAGAGGAUGGCGGAAAUCAGCGUGAUGUCUUGCGGUUUCAAUCGGACGUCGUUACUCGAAGGGGGCCUCGGCUGUUGUCGCAGCGGAAAACUCUACCCGGAUUAGAGAAUCACCGGCGAAGGACCUUCUCAGGUCCAAGUAAGUUUGGUAAGGGUAGUCCUCUUCGUCAAGGCUCUCUGAAAGAGUUCACGCAGGAUGUACGCCACGCAGCCACUGAGACCUUCAUGAUUACCCGAUUAGCCCUCACACUGUUGAAGUUACUAGGAGUUGGAACUCGAUGGAUUGGCAAGUUCAUCCGGCUGGGUCUUUAUGCAGCGUGUCUCAUGAUAGGCUUUCUUCAGGUGGGAUAUUUCUAUUAUUUUGACCCGCGUGUACAUCGAAGCAUUAUAUAUGGAAAUCAACCUCGGAACAGGUUUGACUUGUAUUUGCCACCUAACACUGACAAACCGAGGCCAGUAGUAAUAUUUGUAACGGGCGGAGCUUGGGUUAUCGGAUAUAAGGCGUGGGGAUCUUUGUUAGCGCUGAAGUUUUUGGAUCGUAACAUCAUUGUAGCGUGCAUCGAUUACAGAAAUUUUCCUCAAGGAAGCAUCAGCGAUAUGAUAUCCGAUGUCACAACAGGGAUAGGCUAUGUGUUUCAGAACCUGGAGAGCUAUGGUGGCGACCCAAACAUGGUUUACUUAGCAGGUCAAUCUGCUGGAGCGCAUCUUGCGGCUUGUGCUUUGUUGAUGCAAGCGGAGAAAGAGAUAACUCAGGACCCAGCAGACCUUGUUUGGCGGUCAUCCCAGAUUAAUGCGUGCAUGGCUAUUUCGGGCGGAUACAACCUGACGAAGCUUUCGGAACAUUUUCAUAAAAGGGGUCUUUAUAAGCAGAUUUUCUUUAGCAUGAUGGAGGGGGAGAAGUCUUUGCCCAAAUUUUCUCCAGAAUACAUGGUUUUGACACCAGCUUUUAGAAGGGCUGUGCCUUUGCUUCCCCCUAUCACAUUGUAUCACGGAACAGCAGAUUACUCCAUUCCCCAUGUAUCCAGUGUGGCGUUUGCGGUUGCCUUGCGAUUGGUGGGUGCACGUGUUAAUACGGUGUUUUACCCAGACAAGACACACACCGACUUGUUUCUGCAGGAUCCAAUGCGAGGUGGAAAAGAUGAGUUGCUCGCAGAUAUGAUAUCUUUAAUUCAUGAGAAUGACGAGGAAGCGAGAGCAGAAGGCGUCAAGGAGGCACACUGUUGUCAACGACUUGUGCCAGAAUUUCUUUUGCAACUUGCCCGUUUAGUUAGCCCCUUUUAAAUGGGAAGACCUCUGUUAACGUCUCUUUCAGGCAGUCAAGCAUAUUUACAAAGAGCGACACACAAGUGUUCAGUUGGUGGUUUCGGCUUUACCUAGGUUACCAUGCUUUGGAGCGUAUUUUAGUUCUAGUUACAAGUCAUUCCAAUGACUUAAAGAAUUCUCUCACCGAGUUAUCGGACUAUUUGUACAAAUAGCUAUAAAGCUUCUGAGAUUUAUAGAUCAUGGUAAUCCGGGAGUGAACACUUGAGCAAGGUUCACAUAAUAGAUGACAUAGCUCUCAGGAAUUAUAGCAUCUGUCUUCAGGGCCGUAAUGUCACUUGUCAUUUUCAUUAUUAUCACCAAAAGAGUACAGAUAAUGUCGAGAAUAUGGAGUGCUGACUUGCACUCCGAGCACCCACCUCACCGUGGCCAAGUAAUUUAUCCAGUA
Molecule: messenger RNA, 1951 nt
Organism: Physcomitrium patens
Lineage: Eukaryota; Viridiplantae; Streptophyta; Bryopsida; Funariales; Funariaceae
Product: isoprenylcysteine alpha-carbonyl methylesterase ICME
Source: RefSeq, a predicted model, not a curated record